This is a messenger RNA of Brassica rapa (field mustard), 577 nucleotides long. RefSeq names its product kinesin-like protein KIN-7F. The record is from RefSeq and is a predicted model, not a curated record. Lineage: Eukaryota; Viridiplantae; Streptophyta; Magnoliopsida; Brassicales; Brassicaceae.
AUGGGAUGGGAGGGGGCGAUACGUGCACAUGGGUGUAUUUUAAGUGACUUAAUACUAAUUAAUGAAGGUUUAAUGUGGUUGCAGAUGGAAAAGCAGAUGGCAAAGUUGAGAAAACAGAGGGAUCUUGCUGAGUCCAUGCUUGAAGAUGAAGAAAAUAGAAGGAGAUGUCUAAGCGUCAUCAAGAGGUCUCUAAUGAAAAGGGACUUUGGUGUGGACGGGGACUUUGAGAGAAAGCAGCAAGAGAUUCUGGUGCUAUGGCAAAGCUGUAACGUCUCUUUGGUGCGUAGAACAUAUUUUUUCCUGCUCUUCAAAGGAGAUGAGGCUGAUUCAGUCUACUUCAAAGGAGAUGAGGCUGAGUUGAGCUAAGAAUACUUUUGUUUAUUAAAGAUCGCUCCUCUCAAAGAAAAAAGACUCGGAUGGAGGAGAAACCUUAACAUUGUCUUCAAGGUUAGAUACCUUUUUGGUGUUUUGUAUAUAGUGCUUUGGUAUUCAUAUAAAAAAAAAAUUUACAGAAUGAUGCAAAAAACAUAUUUAGAAAUAGUACUGCAUAAUCAAGCAUUAUAGUAGAAAGUAUUAU